Messenger RNA from Centropristis striata (black sea bass), 901 nucleotides. RefSeq names its product glycine cleavage system protein H (aminomethyl carrier), b (gene gcshb). The transcript is spliced from 5 exons. The record is from RefSeq and is a predicted model, not a curated record. Bases 65 to 586 code for a protein of 173 amino acids. NCBI's taxonomy places the organism in Eukaryota, Metazoa, Chordata, Actinopteri, Perciformes, Serranidae. Gene Ontology annotation, biological process: protein lipoylation; glycine decarboxylation via glycine cleavage system. Gene Ontology annotation, cellular component: glycine cleavage complex; mitochondrion; cytoplasm.
UGGACACACACACACAGACACACACUCACUCACACACACACACACAGAGACACAGAGAGUGAAGAUGGCGAUGCGAGCAGCGCUGCGGAGCUUCUGUCUGUCCUCGAGCUUCAGUCCCGGACUGUCCCAGCAGCUCCCCGCGGCCCGCCUGCUGCUGUGGAGGAGGACCGGCUCCCCGAGGACCCUCCAGACCUCCUCGGCCCUGUCAGCAGCCCUGAAGUUCACAGAUAAACAUGAGUGGGUCCAGGUGGACGGAGGCGUGGGGACCGUCGGUAUCAGCAGCUACGCUCAGGAAGCGUUAGGAGACGUGGUGUACUGUGGACUCCCUGAAGUCGGACAAACACUCGAACAAAUGGAGGAGUUCGGGGCUCUGGAGAGCGUGAAAGCAGCCAGCGAGCUUUACUCUCCUCUGACGGGAGAAGUGACUGAGAUCAACACGGAGCUGACGGAGAAUCCUGCUCUGGUCAAUAAAUCCUGCUACGGAGACGGCUGGCUAAUCAAGAUGACGAUUGAGAAGCCAGAAGAGCUGGACGGCCUCAUGGAUCAAGCUGCAUACGAUAAAUUUCUAAAGUCACUUGAAGAAUAAGUGGAUGAAACUUCUCUGCACUGUUUUUAUAAUGUAAUUACAAUCAAAGAUUAGUAGGCAGGGUUACUAACAUCUCUUUCUUAUAUCUGUGGUUAUUUAUUUUGAUACUGGAAUUGUUUCUAUCAAAAUAAUAAUAAUUUAAAAAGUCCUCAGUAACAUCUUCCACGUAGAGAGUUUGGGUUUGUUUAUCUUGUAGCCGGCUGAAAUUAAUCUGAAGAUCUGUCAGAAAACUUUUGCUCCAUGUCAACCAAUGUUAUAAAAAGACUGGAACGUGAUUGUAAGAGCCAUUCAUUUAAUAAAACCUGGUCCUUAAAA